This is a messenger RNA of Closterium sp. Yama58-4, 819 nucleotides long. The record is from the annotation of a GenBank genome assembly. Lineage: Eukaryota; Viridiplantae; Streptophyta; Zygnematophyceae; Desmidiales; Closteriaceae.
GUCCUCUAUUUCCUCAUAUCUGCGGUCGAAUCCGGAGACGCCCCUCCGUUCCUCCCAACCAUUGUUGCCCUGCUGCCACCUCUGCUCUCCAUUGAGGAAACCCCCAACACGGACCUCUCUCUCCUCGCCAAGCAAUGCCUCGCCUACACCAAGUACCUGCCCCUCCCUGCAACCGCCGUGCCAGCAGCAGCAGCAGCGGUGCAGGCAGCAGCACAGUCAAGCAACUGGAAGGAGAGAGCUGCUGCGCUGUCGUUCUGCCAAAGCUUUGUCUUCCGCAAUGGCUUCCUUCUCUCACCCACCGACCUCUCAUCUCUUCGUGAAGCUGUCAUUACCUGCUUGCAAGACCCACAGCCAGAGGUGCGUGACAUGUCAUCUGCCACGCUGGCGGGCCUUUUCAAAGCAGCCCCUCAGGGUGACACGUGGCCAGCUGCCAUUCGCCAAAGCUUCAUCCAAUCAGCUGCAUCCACACUGAAGGCCUCGAGAGCCGCCCGCAGGCGUGCCAAUGGCGGAAAGUCGUUGGAUGCUGACUCAGCAGCAAAGGCGGCAACACGGACGGUCAAGAUGCAUGGAUCGGCACUUGGGCUUGCAGCUGCCGUGCGAUCAGCACCGUACGAUGUUCCACUGUGGUUACCAGACGUGCUGCUGUCGCUCGCCAGCCUGGCAGGAGAGCCUGCCCCAGUUGGCCCUGCGGUGGGGAAGGCCCUGGGAGACUUCAAGCGCACACACGCAGACAGCUGGCACAUCCAUAAAGAGGCGUUCAGUUCUGAGCAACUGGAGGUUAUCAAUGACCUAUCUUCAACAGUGGGUUAUUUUGUGUAG